AUGCCUCCCAAGAAAGAUGUUCCUGUGAAGAAACCAGCGGGCCCUGCUACCUCAAAGCCCGUUGCGAAGCCAGCAUCCGGGGCCCUUCCAGCCAAGGCCAAAGCUGAGCCAGCUGCCUCUCCAGCUCCUGAAAAACCCCAGGAACCCCCCCUUGAUCUCUCCAAAGUGGUGAUCGAGUUUAACAAGGACCAACUGGAGGAGUUCAAGGAAGCCUUUGAGCUGUUUGACCGAGUAGGUGAUGGCAAGAUCCUGUACAGUCAGUGUGGGGAUGUGAUGAGGGCCCUGGGCCAGAACCCCACCAACGCCGAAGUGCUUAAAGUCCUGGGGAACCCCAAGAGUGAUGAGUUAAAGUCCCGGCGUGUGGACUUUGAGACUUUCCUGCCCAUGCUUCAGGCAGUGGCCAAGAACCGGGACCAAGGAACAUAUGAGGACUACUUGGAAGGGCUUCGGGUGUUUGACAAGGAGGGAAAUGGCAAAGUCAUGGGAGCAGAGCUCAGACAUGUCCUCACUACGCUGGGAGAGAAGAUGACUGAGGAGGAGGUGGAGACUGUCCUGGCAGGACAUGAGGACAGCAAUGGCUGCAUCAACUAUGAAGCCUUCCUGAAACACAUCCUAAGCGUCUGA
Molecule: messenger RNA, 624 nt
Organism: Elephantulus edwardii (Cape elephant shrew)
Lineage: Eukaryota; Metazoa; Chordata; Mammalia; Macroscelidea; Macroscelididae
Gene: MYL6B
Product: myosin, light chain 6B, alkali, smooth muscle and non-muscle
Exons: 6
Coding region: 1-624 (207 amino acids)
Cellular component (GO): myosin II complex
Molecular function (GO): calcium ion binding; structural constituent of muscle
Source: RefSeq, a predicted model, not a curated record